Messenger RNA from Coregonus sp. 'balchen', 2151 nucleotides. The record is from the annotation of a GenBank genome assembly. NCBI's taxonomy places the organism in Eukaryota, Metazoa, Chordata, Actinopteri, Salmoniformes, Salmonidae.
AUGGUGAGUGAGUUUAAUGUCUAUUUUAAUCAGAAAUACCGAUGAUAUUCUCUGCUUUUAAAUUCCCAGGUUGAACCUUUAUCUGGUGGCUUGACAGGACGCCCUAGGAAAAACGUCUGGAUCAAAGCAAGACAGUAACGUUGGACUAGUAUACUUGCAUUACAGCUAGAAAGCUCUGACAACGCCACAACAUUCUUAGAUUGUUCAAUACUAUGCAAAUUAAUGAGGCUAAUAUGUUUGUAGUAACAUGGUUGUAGCAAAACCUGUGACCAUGGUACCGCCUGUCUAGAGGUCCAAACAGCAGUCUGUCUGAGACGGAAAUGUAAAGCCUUAGUCAAAAAAAAGAAAAAAGGUUUCUGGAUGAUUGUCGUGAUAAUUGAAAUGUAAUAGUAGUGUUUUCUAUACGUGAGUUAAUGUUGGCACCCCCUCCCUCAGACAGCGACCCUGCGCCCAUACUUGAAUGCUGUGCGUGCCACACUGCAGGCCGCCCUCUGUCUGGAGAACUUCUCCUCUCAGGUAGUGGAACGCCACAACAAACCAGAGGUGGAGGUCAGGUGAGUUGUGUGUGAAAGUGUCUCUCUCUCUCUCCCCUCAUGAUGACGACAUUAAUGUUAUUUGUGACACUGUCUUUCCUCAUUACAGGAGUAGUAAAGAGCUCCUACUACAGCCUGUGGUGAUCAGCCGCAAUGACAAGGAAAAGGUCCUAAUCGAGGGCUCCAUCAACUCUGUGCGAGUCAGCAUUGCUGUGAAGCAGGUCAGGGAAUAUGACCCGUCUUUUCACUUUCAAUGUCACCCUUCCAUUAUCUUGAUGUUGUGUGUUUGUUUGCAGAAAUCAAGUCUUUCAUAUAGAUUUGAAAGCCAUCAGUUGUAAUCAAUAAGGAAACAAAAAAAGUGUGUUUAAUGCAAAUGCUGAUUAGUGCACUGUGAUUGGCUCCAUCAGGCUGAUGAGAUUGAGAAGAUCCUGUGCCACAAGUUCAUGCGCUUCAUGAUGAUGAGAGCGGAGAACUUCUUCAUUCUCAGGAGGAAAGCGGUUGAGGUGAUAAAUUAGAAUCAACUCAGACGUUCAUGUUUUAAACUGGGGUUGAAGGAACCAGUGAGAUUCAUAACAGGAAAGAAAACAGAGGCAGAAAGAGGAAAUGAUUCAAUUGGUGUUGUUGGUAUUGCUGUUGUUGGACUUGAUAAUAUUUUUUAUUCCUUCUCUCUUUCUUCGUCCAUCUCUUCAUCCUGUCAUGUAGGGCUAUGACAUCAGUUUCCUCAUCACCAACUUCCACACAGAGCAGAUGUACAAGCACAAGCUGGUGGACUUCGUCAUCACCUUCAUGGAGGAGAUCGACAAGGAGAUCAGCGAGAUGAAGCUGUCUGUCAAUGCCCGUGCCCGUAUCGUAGCGGAGGAGUUCCUCAAGAAUGUAAGACUGCUAUGUGUUGAAGCAAAACCAUCUACAUUUAUAGAAAUAUGGUCAAAUCAGUGGGACUAUUGGAACAGUAUUAUGAUGCUUGUCAAUGCCUUCCUUUUGUUGCAGUUCUGAGUUGGUGUCCUCUCAUCCCUCUCACUGAUCACAUGACUUAGCCAUCACCAUGGAUCUGUGAGACAGGGCAGGCUCAAGGGUCCGAUAGCAGGAAGAGGGUUGAGAAGCGUACUGUAAGUGAACAACCAAUCAGCGAGGAAUAACAUAGAAAGUAACCAAUCCAGUGUGGGUGUGUGGCACCCAACUGUGUCUCACAAGUAUUUCCCUGUACUAUACAUAAAUAUUGAUGACUGUAUAUAAUUAAUUAUUUUCUAAUAUCAUUUUCUGCCUCUUAGAGCAAAUCUCAAAACCAAGGCGGGUCCUUAAAAGUAUUAACCAGGUUGAUAUUCAUGAUUACCGGGACAAUGAGAAUGUGUUGUUGCAACUGAAACAGCCUGUGUUGUUUUUAUACAUUCUGUGUCUUUAUGUACUCUUGUUUGUCUAUUUGUUGUAUAGUUUUUUGUUACAACAAAGAAAAUGUAACCUGUUCAGUACGAUCAUCAUGGACAUAAAAAAAAGAAAGAUGUAUGUUUACAUUUUAUUACAAGACAUCACAGAUUUAUUGAACUGUCCUAAAUAAACCAUGUUUGAAAUGAUAAUGAUGAAUUAUAUAAUCACCAAUAAAACUCAUGACAGCUUGUUUGUA